This is a messenger RNA of Phanerochaete carnosa HHB-10118-sp, 1118 nucleotides long. RefSeq lists its product as uncharacterized. The record is from RefSeq and is a predicted model, not a curated record. The transcript is spliced from 3 exons. The coding region runs from base 1 to 1089 and encodes 362 amino acids. NCBI's taxonomy places the organism in Eukaryota, Fungi, Basidiomycota, Agaricomycetes, Polyporales, Phanerochaetaceae.
AUGCAGACGUGGGCUGCAUACUCGUCUGUGCGCAGUCUGUAUAUCGCAGUCUGCAAGCCAUCGCCCUAUCGUAUCAGCUAUCGACCAAACCCGGUCGGCCGCUGUCAUACCGCGAUUUUUGACAUCCAGAGGCUAGUGGGAAGCGUACGGACGUACAGGCUGCGAGACCGAAACAUCACAACAGUUGACCCGAAUAAGCUCACUAGCGACUGUUUUCAAGACUUCUCGGGUCAGAAAUUUUUCGGCUUGCGCGUCCAGGAGAGUGCUGGUCCGAGCACCAGUAUUACGCUAUGGCAGCGCAAGUUUUGGAGCUUCGCCAAGGAUGGCACACAGGUCCACGCGCGAUCUCCGCCUGGAACGCACGGCUUCUUCUACUAUCGUGCCCCUCCACCUUGGGCUGGUGAGAUCCGCUUUCGCAUUACGAAGGACAGGAACCCCUCAAGCUUUCCUAGCGGCCACGAUUUUCUCCUUCGAGGCAUGCCGUGGGCUGUGACAUUGCUAUUCGCCACUCCUGUUUCGGCUUUUUUCCAUAAUAUCCUGCUGCGUGACGGCCUGCUCAGCGAAGGCCAGAUACGCCGCUUGGAGUCCUUGGAGCCGUGGCAGUCUAGACUAGCAGCCAAGUCGCAUCUCGUCCAUUCGAUUGGCCAGCCGUUCGCAUUACCUCUGGGCGUGAACAGGAGCACCUCGACGUGUUCCCGGCACAUCGUGCCCGGCAUUGUAGACAGCAGAGAUGUGCUCGAAAGAUUCGAAUUUCGGUCCGUCGCUGGGUCUCUAUGGGGAUACGAUGCCGGCCCGAACGAGACCAGAGUUUUUUCAAAGAAUGCCAUUGCUAUUGUGCACCUCGAGCCUUGGGUGCACCCACGCAAAAAGCAGAGGCGCCUUGUUGCACUCCGAAUCCGGCGACUGCUGCAUUAUGAUGGCCUGCCUGCCUGCUCGCCGGAUGACCACCCCGAUUACGGUGCGGCAGGUCACUUACUGCGUAGCCUCGUGAAAGAAAGAGGGAGGGUAUGGUAUCACGAUCUCGACCGGGGACCUGUUGCAUGGAGACACUUGCGUCUGCCGCCUGAAAGUGUGACCAUGGACUUGUAAGCCGUCCGUGACGUACACAAUCACCCUUA